AUGCGCACUUCACGGGCAUCCAAGGACACCGCCAGGGUCCUGCAGGCCCUGUCAACUCCGACUCGACGUCAGACUCGAAGCUCGGCGCUCGGUACGGGGGCGUUGAGCAGUUUCGCCUAUAAGAGCGAUCCCACCGUCAAGUUUGAGCAGAUCUCAACGCUGGCCAUGACAUCGACUCCUCGGAGCGAUGACGAAUCGUCCCUUUCAUCCGUACACACCGCCGACAUUGAGGAUGUGAUUGACGACAUUGCGCCUCCCUCGAAGCGUCGCAAACCCAACGUCGCCCCGAAUAGCUCAUCAGCCUCGCAUCGCACUCCCCGCAAGGUCGUUGUGAAAAAGGAAGAGCAAGUCACUGGUUUUCCUACAACAUCAUUGAGGCGUCGUCGCAAGGUAGCCGUGAACAAGGAAGAAGAAGAGGAAGAAGAAGAAGCAGCGGUGGACAAGAAACCAGCACCCUCGUCAAAGACUCGGCGUAUGCCGGCUCGAAAGACUCGCGACGCAGACGGAGAAGUUGUGGUUGAGCCACCCUCAAAUUGGGAGACAAUGUAUAACAUUGUCAAGAAGAUGCGGGAGGACAAUCCCACCGCGCCGGUGGAUACUAUGGGCUGUUCGGAUCUAUACUGGCGAGCCUCAUCGCCGAGGGACCGUCGAUUUCAGACUCUCAUCGCAUUGAUGCUUUCAUCUCAGACGAAAGACACUGUCACUGCUGUCGCGAUGCAACGCCUACAUACUGAGCUUUGUAACGACUUUCCUGAUCGAAGUCACGCGGUCAAAAAGGAAGAGUCCGUGUCACCAAACAGGAUCAAGAUUAAGCCUGAAUCCGACGAGACUGCCAACAUUCUCGCCGUGCCUGAAAAGGACAGUGACCUUACAUUGGAAAACAUCAUCGCCGUCUCCCCAACCCACCUGAACUCACUCAUCGACAAAGUCGGCUUCCACAACAACAAAACCAAGUACAUCAAAGCUGCCGCGCUCAUUCUCCGCGACGAAUAUAACAGUGACAUCCCAUCGACCCCAGAGGGCCUCAUGCGGCUGCCCGGCGUCGGCCCUAAGAUGGCCUACCUCUGUAUGAGUGCCGCAUGGGGUAAACACGAAGGCAUCGGCGUCGACGUGCAUGUCCAUCGCAUCACGAAUUUGUGGGGGUGGCAUAAGACAAAGACGCCCGAGGAGACAAGGAUUGCGCUGCAGUCGUGGUUACCCAGGGACAAGUGGCAUGAAAUCAAUAAAUUGCUGGUUGGAUUGGGCCAGACUGCUUGUCAGCCGGUGAAGAGGAGGUGUGGGGAGUGUUAUCUGGCAGGGACCAAGCUUUGCAAGAGCGAGAUCAAGGGAUUGAGUCCGGUCAAGCGAGAGAUGGCAUUGAAGUUGAGUCCCUCGCUUGAUGAGCCAAAGAUCAAGGUUGAGGCAUUGCCUUGA
Messenger RNA from Penicillium diatomitis, 1413 nucleotides. RefSeq names its product endonuclease III domain-containing protein. The record is from RefSeq and is a predicted model, not a curated record. Gene Ontology annotation, molecular function: DNA-(apurinic or apyrimidinic site) endonuclease activity; DNA binding; oxidized pyrimidine nucleobase lesion DNA N-glycosylase activity. Gene Ontology annotation, cellular component: nucleus. Gene Ontology annotation, biological process: base-excision repair; nucleotide-excision repair; base-excision repair, AP site formation. The transcript has a single exon. Lineage: Eukaryota; Fungi; Ascomycota; Eurotiomycetes; Eurotiales; Aspergillaceae. The coding region runs from base 1 to 1413 and encodes 470 amino acids.